Molecule: messenger RNA, 327 nt
Organism: Thlaspi arvense
Lineage: Eukaryota; Viridiplantae; Streptophyta; Magnoliopsida; Brassicales; Brassicaceae
Source: the annotation of a GenBank genome assembly
AUGAGGCCACCAAGCACAGCCGCCGCCACUGCUGCUACCCCGCCUGCCGCUGCCGCAGGGGUACAACGAUGGAACUCUCCCAUCGCUUACCUCCUUGGAAGCCUGGGUCUAAUGCUGGGCGUUGUAGCCCUUGCCUUGGUAAUUCUAGUUUGCACUUUCAAAAGAUCUCGUAAUUCAUCGAUUGACACCGACAAAAUGCCGGCAAGGCCGGUGCCUGUGAUGCCGCUGGAGAUGGAGCCGCGGAUCGUCGUAAUCAUGGCCGGAGAUGAGAAUCCGACUUACCUUGCCAAGCCCGUGUCUCCUAACCGGCAUGCUGAACCGGCCUGA